CAUUCUCCUGCUCUAUCUCACGCAAAGAACACGCAAACGGAGAGAGAUGCAGACGCCAAGACAAACAAGAAUUGAGUGAAUUUUCGUGCAUCCAAAAGAAUCUUAACAUCAUACCCAUAAUUCUACUUUUUUCUUUUUACAAGAUUGAAGGUUGUCAAAGGGCCUCCCUCUCUCUUCUUGAAUUUAACGGGAGGGAAUGGCAUGGGAGUUGUUUGAACCAUAAAGGACGGACAAUUUGCUUUGUUAAUUCCAAUUAGCUAAUUCUUUAUAGUAGUGUCUUUGAUAUGGGUUGCAAGGGUGAUGGGGAUUUGGGAAGAAUGGCAAGGAAUAGAUCAAGGAGUGCAUACCACUUUUCUCUUCUCCUUUCUCCUGUCAUUUCUUUUUGGGAAUGUAUUGAGCGUAAAAUGAGAUAUUCCUUCAGACCCGAGUGGGUGUAGGUACUGUUGUCAUAACUAUAAACAUUAUCUUAGUUUCCAAGUUGGGAAUUUAGUAGAUUAAUAGAAAUUAAAUAGCAAAUUUUGCAAGAAAAAGGAAACUUAUAGGUAGACUGAAAAUGUACAUGUCUUAGGGAAAUUUUCUUUGAAAGAAAGAAGAAAGAAAAUCAAGAAAAGAAUUUAAAUACAGGAUACUAUGGAGUGUGCAAAAGUACAGACAGGUAUUAGAAAAGCCAAAAAGAAGCCGGUGAAGGAUGAGCUAGAUCGUAUUAAACAAGCUGAGAAGAAAAAGAGACGCUUGGAGAAAGCCCUGGCCACUUCUGCAGCCAUUCGUUCUGAACUUGAGAAAAAGAAGCUGAAAAAGAUAGAAGAACAGCAGAGGCUUGAUGAAGAAGGUGCUGCAAUAGCUGAGGCUGUUGCACUGCAUGUCCUACUUGGUGAAGAUUCGGGCGAUCCAUGUCAGAUCAUGCUGAAGGAAGAGGGUUUUACCCCGUGGGAUCAUGGCAGCAAUUUUGAUCUCAUUAUGGGGGGGAGGUGGGGACUAGUUCCCGAUCACAAAUUGACACAAUAUUCGCUUGAAGGGAUAGGUUGGUUUUCUGAUUCUCACAGAUGUGGUUACAUGUGUAGUCGCCAAGGGAAUUCUGACUGGAUCGUCUCAUCUGAUCCUUGGAGAAGAGAUUUCCAUAGGCAAUAUUUUGAAGAGGAAGGUUGGGAUGCAGCAGGUUUAUCUCCUGGUCUCCUUGCAGCACAGGCUGUUUCAUCACUUCGAAUUGCUGAUGAUUCACAAAUAGACACGCAUCCAACCGUAUGUUAAAUGCCUAAAAAGUAAAUGGUUUACAUUUAUUGGCCAAUCAAGUUGCCAUGUUAUACCAGUUUUUCUUCGCUAUAUAUGUAUUUCACUUUGUUCGAUGUCAUGCUUGAAUUCUUACGAGACAUCUGUUCACAGUCCGAUCUUUCUACUUCUUACUGGUUGUUUCUUAUUGCUUGAAAUUCCGGCUUUUACAAUUUUGAUGUAUCAAUUCGGUGUUGUUUCAUUUGUAUUCAUUACAUGAAUAUCAGAACGUGAUCAAUGCAACAUAAGUUUGCUUUCCGCUUUCCA
Messenger RNA from Olea europaea var. sylvestris, 1533 nucleotides. RefSeq lists its product as uncharacterized. The record is from RefSeq and is a predicted model, not a curated record. The transcript is spliced from 2 exons. Bases 631 to 1248 code for a protein of 205 amino acids. Lineage: Eukaryota; Viridiplantae; Streptophyta; Magnoliopsida; Lamiales; Oleaceae.